Molecule: messenger RNA, 516 nt
Organism: Paramecium tetraurelia
Lineage: Eukaryota; Ciliophora; Oligohymenophorea; Peniculida; Parameciidae
Exons: 1
Source: RefSeq, a predicted model, not a curated record
AUGUCUGUUAUUAGGGAAUUGAGUCAUUAAAAGAGAAACGUGGUUUUGGAAUUGUUUGGGACAUCAAAAAGAAGAAUUGAAUAAAAAGAGAAUGUAUAAUCUCCUAUCAAUCGACCUUCUAAACGAUUUAACUAUCCAUUAUCCAGCAAUGCGAGUAAAUUAUUCCAAAUCCUCAAACAGACGCCUUCCAUUCAACAACCACUAUAUAAAUCAUCAAAGAAAAACAAUGAAAGCACAGGAUUAAAUGAAAGCAUUUGUCGUAAAGUAACAAAUUUCCUACAAAUAAAAUAGAAAAAAUUGCACAUUGAUAUUUAAGAGCCAAGGACAUAUCUUAAAUAAAUCAUAUCUCCUUAUAGAGACUUUCGAUCAUAAGUCUCAUUCGAUAUUGCCCCUUAAACAUGCGUGGCGGCUCCUCGAAAAAUCAGUCAGCCUUCAUAAAAUAAUAUAUAAAAGAAUUCUGUUCGAAGAUCAAAUAGUUUCAGAGAUCUUUUCAAAAGCUAAAUUACAUUCGGUUGA